AUGCGGCCCACGGAGCCCGAGUCAAAGAGUUACUGCAGGUAUGAGCCGGACAUUUGGACGGAGGUGGCCAAGCACCUACAAGGCACGGACCUGUUGAGCCUCUCCGCCACCUGCAUCUGGUUCCGCCGCCUCCUCGACGACUCCAUCUGGCGCCACGCCUUCCUCCGUGACAUCUCGCUCCACACCGACGAUCCCAAGAUGCUCAGGCUCCUCCAGGUUCCCCGCCCGUUGGACCGCUCCUGGCGCCUCCUCUACGCCACCGCCUUCGAUGGUACGCAUUCCUACUGCUUCCAUCAGCCCGACGAGUGCAUUGGUUCGUUUCGCAUCGGUGGGUUCCUGAUGGACACGCCCAAGCUGCUGCUGACGACAAAGCUGGCAUUGCCGCCGUGGUUGAUGCCGAUGCUUGAUGAUAGUCCAGACACCUUAAUCGGAGCCUGCUUGCUCACCAACGUCCGCCCCGGCAUCUGGAUCGCUGACAUGAACAUGGUGCGAUGCCUCGUGUGCGACGACCUUGGCAAAUGCCAAGGGACGAUGCAGGUUCUGGAUGCACGACACUGCGAGCUGUACAUGGAGAGCAAGUUCAUAAAUGGGACCUGGGAGUACGAAGAGCUCGGCAGCCACUUGAGCGACGGGCAGGCCGACACCGCAGCCGCUGCCAUCUUCAACCGCAACCACGUCGACACCCCAUGUGUGAAGAGUAUGCUGAAUCCCAAGUCUUGGAUCCGGGGUCGUUCCAACCUGCUGCCUAGGGCGUACCACACCCCGGUCGCGGUCGCCCUCAGCACCAACCUCAUCCCCAACGGCGGUCUCUUGUCGAGGUUCGAGGUGAUACGGGACACGACGAGGGACGGGCAGAUCGUGUCCGUCAGGAUCACGCAGCAGCUCCUGUGA
Messenger RNA from Hordeum vulgare subsp. vulgare (domesticated barley), 891 nucleotides. Its product is annotated as probable F-box protein At3g61730. Gene Ontology annotation, biological process: reproductive system development. Lineage: Eukaryota; Viridiplantae; Streptophyta; Magnoliopsida; Poales; Poaceae. Gene Ontology annotation, molecular function: protein binding. Gene Ontology annotation, cellular component: nucleus. The transcript is spliced from 8 exons. Bases 1 to 891 code for a protein of 296 amino acids. The record is from RefSeq and is a predicted model, not a curated record.